Rhea pennata is the source of this 2363-nucleotide messenger RNA. RefSeq names its product parathyroid hormone 2 receptor (gene PTH2R). The coding region runs from base 831 to 2363 and encodes 510 amino acids. NCBI's taxonomy places the organism in Eukaryota, Metazoa, Chordata, Aves, Rheiformes, Rheidae. The record is from RefSeq and is a predicted model, not a curated record. Gene Ontology annotation, biological process: adenylate cyclase-modulating G protein-coupled receptor signaling pathway; cell surface receptor signaling pathway. The transcript is spliced from 19 exons. Gene Ontology annotation, molecular function: peptide hormone binding; parathyroid hormone receptor activity; G protein-coupled peptide receptor activity. Gene Ontology annotation, cellular component: plasma membrane.
CCUUGGGAAAAGAUCUCCAGCUUUUAUCCUUGGCAUUGAAGAUCUUACAUUUACAAGUUCAUUUGGUUAAAGACCCCUUGAUGCAGCAGGUGAAAGAUCUGUUCAGAAGAUUGUGCCCAUGGAUAAAUCAGAUGAUGGAUACUCAAGCCUGGUCUCAAAGGUUCUAGUGGGGCAUUUGGAGCUGCAACACAGUACUGAGUACACAGAGGCCUGCUGGGUGCUAGGAGCUACUGACUCACAUGGAGAAAGACCGUUGGACUAUCAAGUGUCCUCAGCCUUGAUAAUCUUCCCUUCAAAUAGAACCACCAGCUGGUAGUGGCUAUCUGAGAGGAUUAGGAUAUUCUACACACACCUUAGCCAGGUGUUCAACAAAACAGUAAAAAAUCAUACCUGAUUGAGCUCUGCCUGCUUCAGUGGGAUGAAAAUAAGUGCUGAACUUGGUCCACUUCCUGUCUGAAAGGAGCAGAGAGGAGGAGAGUGUAUGCUGCUUUGUAUCUUAUGGGCAGUCUGUUCCUCCCGAUAAAAACUUGUUGGAGCUAGAUCCACAAAGACGUGCUACAGCUGCUGGAAACCAACUCUUCCCACAGGGCUGCAGAAGCACGCAUCUACUCACCUUCACACCAAGCAGAAGCAGAUUCAGAAUGUGGUUGCUUCCCCCAUGGAGGAAAAAUUUCAUGAGAGAUACUGAGACAGCUACUACUCGUGUGAACUUCUAGUUUCACAGGUUCCAAAGUGAGAGCCCAACCAGUCCUGGACACCAGCAGUAAGUGGAAGCCACCAAUGCCUUGCAACUCAGAUGACUAUGAGUUGAUUCUGAUGACAUUAUUACCAUGGAGGAGCAGAUUUAUCUUCUCUUGGAAGCCAAAGUUCAGUGUGAACUGAAUAUUACUGCCCAGCUGCAGGAGGGAGAAGGAAACUGCUUUCCAGAAUGGGACGGCCUCAUCUGUUGGCCAAGAGGAUCUGUGGGAAAAAUAUUAGCUGUUCCAUGCCCUCCUUACGUAUAUGAUUUCAAUCACAAAGGAGUGGCUUUCAGACAGUGUAGCCUCAAUGGAACAUGGGAUUUUGUGCAGAGUUUAAACAAAACGUGGGCCAAUUAUUCUGAAUGCCUUAAUUUCUUACAGCCAGAAGUCAGCUCAAGAAAGAAGGAAUUUUUUGAUCGCCUCUAUUUAAUGUAUACUGUGGGAUACUCCAUUUCCUUCACUUCGCUGGCAGUGGCUAUUUUCAUCGUUGGCUACUUCAGACGGCUGCACUGCACGAGGAAUUACAUCCACAUGCACUUGUUUGUCUCCUUUAUGCUAAGAGCUGUCAGCAUCUUUAUCAAGGACAAAGUAGUGCAUGCUCACGUGGGGAUCAAAGAGCUGGACUCCCUGUUGACAAAUGAUCUUCAAAGCAUUGCAGUACCUCCUUCUGUGGACAAGUCACGAUAUGUUGGGUGCAAGAUUGCUGUAGUGACGUUCAUUUACUUCUUGGCCACCAAUUACUACUGGAUCCUGGUGGAAGGCCUCUACUUACACAGCCUAAUCUUUGUUGCUUUCUUUUCGGAUAGCAAGUACCUCUGGGGCUUUACCUUGAUAGGCUGGGGAUUUCCAGCUGUCUUUGUUGUGGCCUGGGCGGUGGCUCGUGCAACAGUAGCAGAUGAAAGAUGCUGGGAGCUGAGUGCUGGAGAGAUCAAAUGGAUUUAUCAAGCACCAAUUUUAGCAGCUAUUGGGCUGAACUUCGUUUUGUUCCUGAAUACUGUACGGGUUCUGGCAACUAAAAUUUGGGAGACGCAUGCUGUUGGCUAUGACACAAGAAAGCAGUAUAGGAAGCUAGCAAAAUCCACCUUGGUUCUCAUCCUGGUCUUUGGAGUACACUAUAUUGUCUUUGUGUGCCUACCACAUACAUUCACUGGGCUUGCUUGGGAGAUCCGCAUGCACUGUGAGCUAUUCUUCAAUUCCUUCCAGGGUUUCUUCGUUUCUAUCAUCUACUGUUACUGCAAUGGGGAGGUUCAGACUGAGAUCAAGAAGACUUGGACAAGGUGGAAUCUUACUGUUGACUGGAAGAAGACGACACCAUGUGGCAAUUACAGAUAUGGCUCUGUUCACACCCACCUGACCCAUAGCACCAGCAGCCAGUCACAAAUGGUGGCUAGCUCCCGUUUGCUCAUUUCCAGCAAAGCCUCCAGAAAUACCAGUAAACAGAGUGAGCCACAUGCAAAUUUGCCUGGGUAUGUUAGAAGCAACUCUGAGCAAGACUGCAUUCAGCAUUGGGUUCACAAGGAAGGUGGAGAGAAAGAGGUGGAUGAUGCAUCUCUGAAGGAGGCUCUUAUGCUUCAAAAUAUCUCUACAGAGGGGAUCAGAGGAGGAAUUGAGGAAGGGCUGUGA